CGCCAGAUCCGACCUGUGCGUUGCGUCUAGUAUUCCAUUCUCCGAGUAGUUAAAAUACAUGUAUCGGUUAGUGAUUUUCUGGUGUGCGAAGAUUGGUGAGUAAACAGCUAUGUUUGAGGACGCUCCUCCCACAAAAAAGUGGAACUACUGUCUAUACAACAAUCGUGGUCUACCUGAUAAUUAUGUAGAUUCAGAUUUCUUGUCUGAAUUAAAAGAAAACCUAUUUCUACCCAAACUUCGAGCACGUGAUGUUAUAAUCGCUGCUGGCAGCAUUUAUCAACAACUCUGUUGUUUGUCUUUGUUUGUAAUUAUCUACUUUUAUCUACUGUUCGGCUGGAUUUCUCCACAGUAUCUCAAUCUUUACCUUUUCUUCUUUAUAACUAUUGGAUAUGCCUUGUUUUGGUCAAUGAAAGAGGAAAAUGAAAGACAAUUUCAUAAAGUCAUACCUGAAAUCAAGUCGGGCAUGGUAUUUUUUACAUUUUGCUUUCUGCUUGCUCCUGUUCUGCACUCUCUCCUAUCGAGCGUAAGCACGGACUCUAUAUACGCCAUGUGUACUUUUUUUCUUCUUGUGUAUUGGACAUGUUUUGAUUAUAAGACUCAUUGGAAAGGUCAUCCUCGAAAGCCUGGGUCGAAUACUAUUUCUCUGAGUUCUGCUUUGUUAGCUGCUCUCUGCUUGGCUAGUCGUUUACCUGACCCUUAUCAUACUUUCGCAUUGCUUUCCACUGCCGUCACUUUACUAGCAUUAUGGCCAGCAUUAACAAGAAGGUUUCGCAAUAAUGGAGGUGAUGGAGCACAAAUAUGCUUAACCACAUUAUCUGGUUCUACAAUUCUUCUGAGUGCUUGGCCGAUAGUUUACAGUGAAGUAUCAUUCGAAUAUAGAUGCAUCUUCCUUUGCGCACUCAUAACAUCUACUCUGUGUAUUAAUUUUGUUGGACCGUGCUACUUAUUAAGAAUGCAAAAAAUUAAAAGGACUAUCCAUGGACCGUGGGAUGAAGCUGUCAUAGAAUAAAAUUUUGUAUAGCUAGAACAUUGUUUAUUUAGUAUAUACAUGAUUACUUUUGUACAACUCUCAAAACCCCUUACUAAGAAGAAAUUUAGCUACCUCUUCUUGAAAUAACCCUUCAAUUUUUAUACAACGUGUUACUUCAUCUACUUGGCAAAGAAACAACCCAGCUUCGCAUUUCGGUUGAAGAAGCGUCCGGAGAUCAUCAGCCAGAGCCUGUAAUAUUGUAAAAAAUGGUUGUCAUUCUUUCAUAAACAUGUAAACAAAAGAAAGAAUCCACUUCGAUUCCCUAAGCUUACCACUGAAUAAAUGAUUUAUUACGUUUAUAGU
This is a messenger RNA of Schistosoma curassoni, 1333 nucleotides long. NCBI's taxonomy places the organism in Eukaryota, Metazoa, Platyhelminthes, Trematoda, Strigeidida, Schistosomatidae. The record is from the annotation of a GenBank genome assembly.